Molecule: messenger RNA, 1002 nt
Organism: Aspergillus eucalypticola CBS 122712
Lineage: Eukaryota; Fungi; Ascomycota; Eurotiomycetes; Eurotiales; Aspergillaceae
Exons: 10
Coding region: 1-1002 (333 amino acids)
Biological process (GO): amino acid transmembrane transport
Cellular component (GO): vacuolar membrane
Molecular function (GO): amino acid transmembrane transporter activity
Source: RefSeq, a predicted model, not a curated record
AUGUCCCAGCCACACAGUAACUGUGAGGGAGAGGAUCUUUUCGGAGACGAGACCGGGCUGGAGAUACCAGUCAUGAUAGCAGAGACCAUCUCUCUUGGAAUUCUGACUCUCCCCAAAGUGCUAGCUAUACUGGGUCUUUUCCCGUACGUGGAAAUUGCCGUUAUCAUUGGCGUCGGGGUACUGACGACUUACACAGGACUAGUCAUUGGGGAGUUCAAGCGUCGCUAUGCUCAGACACAUAGCAUGGCUGAUGCCGGAAGCAUACUCCAUAUACUGACAUUCUCUAUCAUGGUGAGCGUUCUCACCGGCUACUCGGGCUGUACAGUUCUAUUUUCCGUGGCUGGAGGAUUGCUUUCGAUCGUCUUCACCAUUCCACGACGUCUCGAAAGCCUGUCAUUUCUAUCGUCAAUCAGCUUUGCUAGUGUCCUCGGAGCAGUUUUGGUUAGCAUGGUUCCCUAUCCAGAAUCAUUACCGCCUACUUUUCACGACAUAAUGGUUGCAAUUGCAAACGUUGUGUUUGCGUAUGCUGGACAUCUCCGGGAUGUGAAGGACCACCCCAAGGGCACUAGCGUGACGCUCUACAUAGUGACGGCUAUCGUAUUAUAUGUAUUGGUUGAAAAGGAUAUUGCUUCCCCGUCCCUCAAUUCAGUCAGUCCACUUUCCAAGAAGAUAGCAUAUGGUAUCGCAAUCCCAACGAUCGUGAUAGCAGGUGUCGUCAACGCCCAUGUCGCGGUAAAAUCGAUAUACUUGCGGAUGUUUCACGGCAGGAAUGCCAUGCACUCACGUUCCUUCGGUGCAAUAUCCCUAUGGGUCGCUGUAUGCGCGACGCUAUGGUUUUUGGCCUGGGUAGUAGCGGAAAGCAUACCGGUUUUCAACGAUAUCUUGGGGCUUACGAGCUCGUUGAUUGCCAGCUGGUUUACGUUCAGUCUUCCAGGCGUGCCUUCCAGCUGGAAACAGACAAUGCUGAUAGGCUUUAAUUGCAUCAUGUCAUCAUCGGGCUAG